CAGAUCGAAGUCCGUCGCCAUUGGUCGGAGUCGCGGAGAGGCGGCGUGACUGGCGAUGUGGCGCGCGGCGCGUCGGUUGGUUUCCGCCGUCGGGGCAGGCGGGGAAGGCUCAGCGGCGCGCUCUCUCUUUUCUGCGGUCUCUCAGGUGCGCAGUCCUCGUCGGUGCCUCCGCCCGAAAAACGUCUCGUCGCCGCGUCCUUUGAUCGGCCUGCGGGGCAAGGCGGUGUGGCCUGGAAACGGAGAGCGUACUUUUCUUAGAAAGGUCAAUAUUGCAGCCAUGCCAGAAAUAAAUACGGAUGAUCUAGAUGAGCAGCAGGUACAGCUGUUGGCAGAGAUGUGCAUCGUGAUUGAUGAAAAUGACAACAGAAUUGGUGCAGAUACCAAGAAAAACUGCCAUCUCAAUGAAAACAUUGAAAAAGGAUUGCUGCAUCGUGCUUUCAGUGUUUUCUUGUUCAAUUCAGAGAACAAACUGCUAUUGCAACAGAGAUCGGAUGCAAAAAUCACUUUCCCAGAUUGUUUUACGAACACCUGUUGCAGUCAUCCCCUAAGCACACCACUGGAACUGGAAGAAAAUAAAGCAAUAGGCGUUCGACGAGCAGCACAAAGACGUUUGCAAGCAGAGUUGGGCAUUCCACUGGAACAGGUAACUCCAGAAGAAAUCUUCUACCUAACCCGAAUUCACUACAAAGCCAGGUCUAAUGGAAUCUGGGGAGAACAUGAAAUAGAUUACAUCCUCUUUGUGCAAAAGAACGUGAUGCUGAAUCCAGAUCCAAAUGAAAUUAAAAGCUAUUGUUACGUAACACAGGAAGAACUAAAGGAACUCCUGGAAAAGGCUUCUCAAAAUGAAAUUAAGAUUACUCCCUGGUUCAAACUGAUUGCAGAGACUUUUCUCUUCAAGUGGUGGGAUAACUUGGAUCAUCUGAAGAAAUUUGUGGAUCAUACUAAAAUACACCGAAUGUAGAAUUAAAUAUGCUAAUCUGAAAUGGGGCAGUAGCUUUUUUAAACACUGAAGUGACACUUUUGAAUUAAUGUUUAAUAUAUUGUAAUGGCAAUUUAAACACAAGAAGUCCCAUACAAAUGAAGGGCAAUUGCUCGGA
Eublepharis macularius is the source of this 1097-nucleotide messenger RNA. RefSeq names its product isopentenyl-diphosphate delta isomerase 1 (gene IDI1). The transcript is spliced from 5 exons. Gene Ontology annotation, biological process: isopentenyl diphosphate biosynthetic process; isoprenoid biosynthetic process. The record is from RefSeq and is a predicted model, not a curated record. Gene Ontology annotation, molecular function: isopentenyl-diphosphate delta-isomerase activity. Gene Ontology annotation, cellular component: cytoplasm. Lineage: Eukaryota; Metazoa; Chordata; Lepidosauria; Squamata; Eublepharidae. Bases 56 to 961 code for a protein of 301 amino acids.